Micropterus dolomieu (smallmouth bass) is the source of this 1791-nucleotide messenger RNA. Its product is annotated as zinc finger protein 239-like. The coding region runs from base 130 to 942 and encodes 270 amino acids. Gene Ontology annotation, biological process: regulation of transcription by RNA polymerase II. The record is from RefSeq and is a predicted model, not a curated record. The transcript is spliced from 2 exons. NCBI's taxonomy places the organism in Eukaryota, Metazoa, Chordata, Actinopteri, Centrarchiformes, Centrarchidae. Gene Ontology annotation, molecular function: DNA-binding transcription factor activity, RNA polymerase II-specific; RNA polymerase II cis-regulatory region sequence-specific DNA binding.
GCCGUGACAUCGCGAGAACACUCCGCGGGAUCCCGCAGCGCUCCUGUAUCUCAGCCUGAAGAGCUCCGAGACCAGAAUCCAGACUCAGUCCAGGACAACACGGUCCACCAGUCACAGACCUGCAGGACGAUGGAGAACCAGAACCCGGACCACAGGAGCCAAACAGCAGCCUCGUGCUCUGAUAGCGCCGAUGUUCAGAAACGGAAAGGAAAAGAUGGACCCAAACGUCAAGACAAACCACUGACAAAAUCAAGAUCUUCAAACACUGUACAGAAACCGUACAGCUGUGAAGAAUGUGGGGCAACUUUCAGUGCAUCAGCUAACCUAAUAAUCCACCAACGUGUUCACACUGGAGAGAAACCGUAUGGCUGUGACCAGUGUGAGAAGGCUUUCAGCACAUCAGGUUCUCUGAAAGUCCACAAGCGCAUUCACACCGGAGAGAAACCGUUCAGCUGUGACGAAUGUGGGAAAGCUUUCAUUACAUCCCCUUGCCUAAAACUGCACAAACGUAUUCACACGGGAGAGAGACCGUACGGCUGUGACAGGUGUGAGAAAGCUUUCACCACUCUAGGUGGUCUAAAAAGUCACAUACGUGUUCACACUGGAGAGAAGCCGUUUUGGUGUGAUCAGUGUGGGAGAGGUUUUGCUGCGAGUACUUCCCUUAAACUCCACCAAUUCAUUCACUCUGGAAAGAAACCGUACAGCUGUGACCAUUGUGAGAAAACGUUCAGCAGUCAAAGUAGCCUAAACCAACACAGACAAAUUCACACUGGAGAGAGAAUAUACAGCUGUGACCAGUGUGAGAAAGCUUUCACUUCUGGAAAUGACUUGCAUAAACACCGGCGCAUGCACAAAUGGAACAAAACCUUAGAAGAGCAAUGUCAGAAAGCCUCCAUCACAAGUCCAUUUGAACACCGCUACAUGGAAACCCCACUGCCCUGACCAAUGUGGACAACGUUCAUGCAGUUAUGGUUGCCUAAAAAUCCAGCAAGGUGUUUACUAAACUGUUCAGUUGAAAAUAACAUCUGUCGAACUGAGAAACAAAUGUUUCUUUGUUAGAAAAUUAUGAAGAUGAUGCAUGUAUGCUGUGUUUAACCAAGUUAUUUUCUAGUAGUAAAUUUCUGGUAGACUUGGUCAAACCUCGUCAGCUCUGUUGUAUAAAAGCAGGAGUAAUUCUGAGAGGGAGGGUCAGGGUUAAGUUUGUUCCCUUUUUUUCCCCUCUUGGCUUUUAGAUUCUUAGACUUUACUUGAAUUUUCAUUGUUUAUUUUCUAUCUCUGUACUCAAUUUCUGGAUGUAGAAUUUCUUUUUGUUUUUAUGUUUUGGUAAAUAAAACCAAGUAGAUAACUUGAUCUAUUGAAAGACCUUCACUAAAACUUCUUUCACAACAUUUUGGUAAGACCCCUUGUUCUCUAACAAAUCUAAUAUAAAUAUAUAAAUAUUCAUGUUUCAGUGUUUUCAGGUGUGGAUUACAUCAGGCACAGGUGAAACACUGCAACAGGUUUAAAGUGAAGUAAGACUUUUUAUUUCUUAUUAAUGUCAGUUUAAAAGAUAAUUUUAAAUUAGAUGUAAUGCAUAUUUUUGUCUGAUACAUUGUGUUGAAACUCACUUGUUUUAGUGUGUAAGUUUUAAUGCAAUCUAGUGGUGAAGGUUGCAAAUUUCAACCAACGCUCACUGUGCAUUCACAUGCUCCUGGGAAUGUAAAAUAUUUUGUGCCUUUUCUUCCAUGCGUUUGUACAUAAUAUCAAUUGAAUUUAUAAAUCCAACAGCAAAAAGGCUGUGAAAACUGUCAA